This is a messenger RNA of Rotaria sp. Silwood2, 2049 nucleotides long. The record is from the annotation of a GenBank genome assembly. Lineage: Eukaryota; Metazoa; Rotifera; Eurotatoria; Philodinida; Philodinidae.
AUGCUACAGUUCACUUCAUCAGAACGCAACAAACCGGUAUUGAAUUACAAUGGUUAUCAAUAUACACUUAAAAGAAAAGCUGCUACAACAAAUGAAUGGAGGUGCCGCCAAAGAAAAUGUUCAAGUACUUUGUCAUUGACAUCCGAUAAUGAAGUUGUUUUUCGUGCACCUUCAGCUCAUUCAUGUAAAGGUGUACAUAGUAGUAAACAAGUUAUUGAUGAAGCUGUAGAACGGAUGAAAAAACGUGCAAGAGAAGAAACAACAACAAUUCCAAAAAUUUAUACAGAAGAACUAGUUCGAACUCGUAUUGCAAAUCCUUCAAUGAUUGCUUUAUACUACGAGCCAAUUGGCGAUAAAUGUACAUUAAAUUUAUCUUCUUGUUUAAUUGAACGUGAUGAUAAAAUGCAAGCUGUUGAACCAUUUGCACAUUUACUUCAUUGUUUAUGUCUUUGUUUACAUCGUGCUGAUUGUUUAUUAAAAGCAAAUUCGAAAAUAUUUGAUGAAGAUUCUGAUGUGUCAGUCUAUUUGAAAAAAGCAACCGACAUAUUUAAACGACUAAUUAUUUUAUUUGACGAUGACGAAUUUACUGAUUCAGUUGGCGUUAAAGGUUUAUCUGAUGAUAAAACUAGUCCACAAAUGUAUACACUUUGUAUUGAUAUAUGCAAUGUUCUUAUUGAAUAUAAAUUUAUGCGAAUGAAAUAUUUAGAAUCAACUGCAAGUAUUUUAAAAUCUAUUGAUCAAGAAUCUCGUCUUCAUGAUAAAAUGUCUAAAGCCAAAUUACGUUUGCCAACAACAGGAAAACUUAUAUCAUUUACAUGUUUAAAAAGAUUUUUACAUUCAAUUUUAUGGACGAAAAUCUUUAAUGCUGAUUUAGAUACAUCAAAUCAUAAUAUUGAUAUCGAUUUACUUAUUGAUGAUAUUAAUUAUCGUACAUAUGUUAUGCGAUGUUGUUUAUCAAAAUUACGUGCUAUUACAUCAAAUGGUAUUAAAUAUUAUUUUGAUGCUGAAAAUAUGCGACAAGAAAAAUUACAAAUGAUGUUAAUUGAUCUUCAUACAAUUUUAUAUCAAGCUGUAACAAAAGAUAUUAAUAUUAUAUUAACAGAACAAAUUUUACAAUUAAUUGUAGAAAUAUGGAAAAUUAUUGUAAAUAAUUUUCGUGGUGCAGCAGCUUUAAUGAUUGAUAGUGCAAUGAAAGCAUUAUCUGGUGAUUCUGAUGCAAUUGAUUCAAAUAUAAGUUAUAGUCAAACUGAUCCUCAAACAGCUCGUUUUGCUGAAAGUUUUAAAGCAAUUUACAAAAGAAUUGAAAGUGAAUAUAAUCGUUUAAUAGAAACAGCUGGUGUUGAUGGAUCAACAGCAAAAGCAUUGGGUUGUUUAAAAGCAUUAAUUUAUGUUGCUGAUAUUCUUGAAUUAGCAUUAAAAGAUGGAGAACAUAUUGAUCGAAAUGAAUAUCAAUCAUUUGCUGAAUGGGCUAGUUCAACUUGUAUGCAAGGAAAAUACGAGGAUCAUCAACUAAGUAAAGCAUUAGUUCGUCUUCUUAUUAAGCUUUCAUCAAAAAUCAGUAAUCAUGCACCACUUCUUCGUAAAAUUGCUAUGGAUAUUCAUGGUCAAUGUGAAGAUGUUUCCGAAGAUACUAAAUUUGUUCAUCAACCAUAUUUUGCUAUAAUUAACGAAAAAACACAUAUGGUCAUAUUAAAUAAUAUUGUCAUUGUUGAUUUAGAACGAAUGAUAAAUAGUCUUGAAUGGAUAAUUCAAACUCAAAUAUUAUCAUAUGAUCAAAUAACACAUUUUUGUGCACAAUUAUCAUAUUCAUUAACAACAUUUGGACAAAUUUUACAAUGUCGAUUAAAAAAUAAAAUGACAAUUAUUAAUAUAGUUAAAUUAUUAACUAAAUUAUAUACUAUUCUUGAUGAAUUUACUCGUCAGAUGGUUAAAAAUAAAACACCAAUUCGUGAUGAAUUUGAAAAACUUGCAUCAAUAUCGGGUUCACAAUUACAACAACCUUGUUAUGGAUUUUUAACUUAUACAAUGGUAAUUUGUUAUAUCAAAUAG